AUGGAUGGGCGUGACGUUCUUGUGUUAUGGAACCCAUCUACUAGAGAUAUGAGGGUUCAUCCAAAACCUACUCUUAGGAAGGAUGAUAUGAAUUUUCAUGGCGUCGGUUAUGAUCCCUCUACUGAAGACUAUAAAGUAAUAUGGGGAUAUAGUGAUCAUCUUAAAACUGUGAUUGAGGUCUACUCACUAAAGAGGAAUGAAUGGAGGACUUACAUAGACCUCAACUUUCUGAGGUCUAGCAUCAUUUCAUUUGAUUUAGCAGAGAACAGGUUUAAGGAGGCAUUGCCAUUACCUGACUGUGGACCUGGUGGCAGCCACGAACUUAGCUCCUUGGGGAUUGGGACUACCAAAAACUUUAUAGGUCCAGACCAUGGAUUUGAUGAACACGGGUUAAAACCUCUUUGCAUUUUGGACAAUGGGGAAUUUUUGAUGGCUUAUGAUGAAAAAUGCUUGCAAUUAUAUAAUCCCAGCACAAUGACAUUUCGGAGAAUUAUUCAAGAGGACGAUGAUAAUUCUCCAAUCAAAACUGUUACUUACGAGGAGACUCUAGUUUCACUGCCAGUAGCAGAAGUGCUGGAGUUGGAGUAG
This is a messenger RNA of Rosa chinensis, 588 nucleotides long. RefSeq lists its product as uncharacterized. Lineage: Eukaryota; Viridiplantae; Streptophyta; Magnoliopsida; Rosales; Rosaceae. The record is from RefSeq and is a predicted model, not a curated record. The transcript is spliced from 3 exons. Bases 1 to 588 code for a protein of 195 amino acids.